Messenger RNA from Bacillus rossius redtenbacheri, 9170 nucleotides. Its product is annotated as vascular endothelial growth factor receptor 1-like. Gene Ontology annotation, biological process: positive regulation of kinase activity; protein phosphorylation; cell surface receptor protein tyrosine kinase signaling pathway. Gene Ontology annotation, cellular component: plasma membrane; signaling receptor complex. Gene Ontology annotation, molecular function: ATP binding; transmembrane receptor protein tyrosine kinase activity. The transcript has 26 exons. NCBI's taxonomy places the organism in Eukaryota, Metazoa, Arthropoda, Insecta, Phasmatodea, Bacillidae. The record is from RefSeq and is a predicted model, not a curated record. The coding region runs from base 116 to 4537 and encodes 1473 amino acids.
AGUUCAGUUCGAACGAGUCAGCGAGCCGGUCAGUGACGCGGCGUGUGAGUCUUGCCGCGGUGGACAUGCGGGCGUGAUAACGUACGUGUGCACGUGACUGUGCGCGUGUGUGUGUAUGUGUGCGACGCGCGCAGCCAUGGAGCGCUACGUCGUCGCUCGCGCCGGCGUGUUGCUGUGGGCGUGCCUGCUGGCCUCUGGUUAUGCCACUGAAGAAGUGGUCAUCUUUCCCCACACAAACCAGACAGUGAUAAAGUCAGGAGAAGACAUCGAACUCGAGUGUUCCUAUACUAAGCCUGUUAACUGGGUUUUCUCAGAGAAUGUGGACAAGAAUGAAGUCAACAUUAGGCAUUGGAAAGUUGGACUUUAUUUCAAAACCCAGUUGACACUACCAGAUGCAAAGUAUUACCAUACAGGCAGUUAUGAAUGUGUCUAUAAUGGAAGUGAUUCAAGUUCAAGUGGAAAAACUUCUGACCGUAUUUAUGUAUUUGUAAAAGACACUGAUCAUUUGUUAACAAUUUCGGAAUAUGAAUUUGUUUCUGCGCCACAGUACGGUGAGGCAAUAUUGCCAUGUAUUGUGACAUCUCCUGAAGUGAAUGUGACACUAUGGAAAGAUAAUAGGCAGUUGAUUAUAGGUGUGGCGGAGAAAGAUAGCCUGGAGUGUCGCUACGAUGCUACUGUAGGAUUCACACUGUCUAACGUAAACAUCAUACAUGAUGGAAUUUAUGAGUGCCGGUCCAGACUUGGGGACCACGAACAGGAAGUCACUGUACUUCUCACAGUGCAGUUGCAUACAGACAGUGUACCAAAGCCUAUGAUAAAUAAUACAAAAAAAUCACAUGUUGAAGUGGGUGAUGUCAUAAUAAUGAACUGUACUCUGGAGGUAUUACAAGGCGUGAAAUUUCAAAUGAAAUGGGUUCACCCUGAAAUGAAAAAUACAACGGAACAUAGCAUCGAAGAGCGCUACUCUGAAGUCAAUCAACAUAAUAAAAUGCAAAGCUGCUGGAAAGUACUCGUAAUUCACAAUGCAACACGUGCUGACCAGGGAGACUACACAUGUCAAGUGUCAGAUCAUAAUGGCCAUCAGAGUAACUCUUCAACCUACCUGAAAAUAUAUGAUAAGAACACAGCGUACGUGAGGAUGUCACUUCAGGGGAAUGCACAUUCUGUGGAGGUGCGUGAUGGAGAAUCUGCUCAGUGGGUCGUCAGCAUCGAUGCAUACCCUCCUGCGGAGAUCGAGUGGAAGGGACCCUUGAGUAAAGUCAGUCUCGGGAACGGUGGGAAAUAUUACAUAACGACAGACUCGGAGCAAACAUCCUUGAACAUCACCCCGGUAAUCAUCGAGGACACUGGAGAUUAUCGUGUGAUCGCGAGAAACAACGCUGGGGAAAAAGAGAUUACAGUUCAUUUGACUGUGCUGGAUCGUCCAAUGGUAGAGAUACCAUCACAUGGAUACUUCAUGUAUAAUCGUGCGUACAGAAUCAACUGUUCUGUUCUUGGGUUUCCAAAGCCUACGGUCGCAUGGUCUUACCGCGAAUGCAGUUUACCACAUGAGUGCUACAGUCACAAGUUUGUUGAUUAUGACGUGAGCUUGUACACACCCCUCACAAUGCAGGAAAGUGAUAGUACAUCGUGGAAGUCAUCACUCUUCGUGCCAGCUGGCCAUGAGUCCGGACAAAUCAAGUGCGUGGCCAACAAUUCUGAAGGAGAUGGAAACAGUACCAUCAGCUACAUUGUUACAGACGUGCCGUUUGGUGACGACGGGAUCUGGCUGACUGUGGCCGGAGUGGAUUUUGAGUUGGAGCAGCAGCCAGUGGAACAAGACGACGUCUUUCUGCACUGUGGGGUUUCUGUCGCAAACUACACCCGUGAAGUUCUGUGGUACAAAAACACUGAGCUCAUCACAAACAGCUCAGAAUAUGCCGUUCUUAACACCAGCACAAAAUACUCACAUCGUUCAAGCAUACACUUUCCUCGUAUCAACAAGAAACAUAAUGGCAAUUACACGUGCCAGGUGACAAAUUAUGAUGAAAAUAAUGUAAAUCAGUUCCAGUUCUCGAUUGAUAUCAGAGAUCUCCAGGCACCUAAAAUUGUCUACUCAAACAUGAAGCAGGCUGACUGGAGUAUUUUCCAAGGCGACAUGGUUUCCUGGACUUGUAAUGUGAGUGGAGCUCCGAGUCCAAGAGUAAUAUGGUACAAGAACAAUGAGCAAUUUAAAAUUGGCGUGGACAACACACAGCGUAUAACACUAGGUAAAAACAACUUUACUCUGAAAAUUACGUUCACUCGGGAAUCUGAUGAUGGAACUUACAAAUGUCUGGCGAAAAACACUGCUGGCGUUGUCUCCCAGGAGUUCAGACUUAAGAUAAAAGACAAGACCAACACCACAGGCCUGAUUGUCGGAAUAGUAAUAAUGGCAAUAGUUUUCAUUGUAGCCAUAGUAAUAUUUGCUUACAAAGUCCGUGAAGCACAGAAAUUCAAAAGAGAACUGAUAGCAGCAGGACUUAAUAAUUUUGAGAAGGGUGCGAUGGACAACUUCAACCCCGAACUGCCUAUUGACGAGCAAGCAGAUCUCCUGCCUUACGACAAGAAAUGGGAAUUCCCACGUGAUAAACUGAAACUGGGCAAGCAGCUGGGGGCCGGUGCGUUCGGAGUGGUGAGGAAAGCAGAGGCAUGGGGCAUCAUGGAAGGAGAGUCAGUCACCACCGUCGCAGUCAAGAUGGUGAAAAGUGCAGACUUUGCCUACAUCAAGGCCCUGGCGUCAGAACUGAAGAUCAUGCUGCACCUCGGGAAGCACUUGAACGUCGUCAACCUCCUGGGAGCCUGUACCAAAGACCUGAACAAAAAGGAGUUCCUGGUUAUCGUGGAGUUCUGUCGCUAUGGCAACCUGCACAACUACUUGAUGAGACAUCGUGAUAGAUUUAUCGAUCAACUAGAUCCUAAAACUAGAAGGAUUGACUAUUCUAUAGGAAGCGAGCUACUGGCAAGAUCCGUCUCGUUAAGCAGUACUAAGUCUAAGCUGAAGUACGCGGCCUUAUCAUUCUCUGAUCGCAGCGGUGGCCGCAACUCGUCAGGAGAAGGAACCAGCUACCUGGAGCCCUCGUCUCCUGCUCCGCGGAGCCCAGGACUGGACUCUGACUUGACGGUGUGCAUGACCCCCACAGGCGAUGAGGAGAGCCCGAUGCUGAGCAACAACAGCGUGCAGCCGGGCUGGAGGUCCAACUUCCACGGCGACUAUCCGCACGGCAACAUCUCCGCCAUCUUCACCAGGGACCUGCUGUGCUGGGCCUUCCAGGUGGCGCGCGGCAUGGAGUACCUCGCAGGCCGCAAGGUCAUGCAUGGGGACCUUGCUGCUCGCAACAUUUUGCUUGCCGACGACAACAUUGUCAAGAUCUGUGACUUUGGGCUGGCCAAAAGCAUGUACAAGUCAGACAACUAUAAGAAGAAAGGAGACAGUCCUUUGCCAGUCAAAUGGAUGGCUAUAGAGGCAAUAAGAGACAGAGUAUUUUCCACUCAGUCCGAUGUGUGGUCCUUUGGAAUUGUACUGUGGGAGUUUUUUUCACUUGCAAGAACUCCAUAUCCAGGGAUGGAAGCAGACGAGAAACUAUACAAUAACCUGCUGAAAGGUUACAGGAUGGAGUGUCCUCAGUACGCCACACAAGAAGUGUACCAGAUGAUGCUGGACUGCUGGCAGGCACAGCCAACCCAGCGCCCCUCCUUCACCGAGCUGUCUGAGCAGCUGGGAGCCAUGCUCGAGGAGAGCGUGCGAGCCCAUUACAUUGACCUUAAUGACCCCUACACGGUCAUGAACACCCAGAGGCUUCAAGACCACAGCGACUAUCUCAGCAUGAUGGCUGCUCCGACGUACGACAACUUGAUGUCUCCGUCGUGUGAGGAGCCAGAACAUUUCUAUGUUAACAGUUGUACAGCAGCCAACCAGAUGGCCCAAGCAAUGGAUGAUGGUGGCGGGUACCUUAAAAUGAAGGCAGCGCCUUCCCAAGAGACUGUAAUAUUCAGUCCACGAGCUGGCUCUGUGAAAGGGAACAUCUUCACCUUCGCCACGCCGCCUGCGCAGAAGAAGAAAACGUCUGGCGAAGUCCAGACGAAGGAAGCGAUGCCCAUGUUGGACAACCUGAGUCCCGACUCGGACCGGGACGCACCGGUGAAUAACCUGAACAAAGACGUGGAGCACAACCUCACUCCUAUCAAGGAAAUGAAGAUCACAAACGACCUUAAGCUACCUUGUGCACCGGAAGGAAAAGCGCAGUGCUUCGCCAACCCAAACUAUGUGGGCCAAAUAAAGCAGAUCUCUGACAGUAAUUAUGUAAACAUCGCGCAAGAAAAUAAAGAUGCCCAUUUGGGCAAAGAUAAAACUGGAGUGAUAGAUGACGAAUCCCAGAAUCAAAGUCCAAACUAUUUGUUCAUGGGUAAAAACAGUAAUGUAAAUAGAGGCCUGGAAUCACCAAAGUCAUUUGCCAAUCCUAAUUAUGUAAGUAAUGGUGUCAAUAAAAAAGAAAGAUAUGUGCAAUUAGUAAAAUAAUAAAUAAUCAUAGGAUUAUUAAUGUACAGUCACUGUUUUUGUACACAUAAUUUUUAUAUUUUGUACUUUUUUAAUAUCAUGAACGUAAUAUACUUAUGAAAUAAUGCUUACAUUCAAUGCAGUAUAUUGGUGGAAAAAACCUUUUAAAAAAUGGUGAAAAUCGAAAGUUGUGAGAUUUGUGUGGAAGGUAGUAAAGUAGAAGAAAUGAGCACAAACCCAGAAUUGCUUUAUUAUGCAUUAUUCAUAAUAAACUGUUCACUUUGUGUUGGGUCAUUGGUUUCAGUACCUAUGUAUAUUUAAACAAUCCAUUCAAUUUAAUGUAAUUACUGUAUUUACCCAAAAAUAAUACUACUCUGAAUAUAAUGCAGUCCCAAACUUUCUGAUUAUGAGUUUAUGAAAAACACUUUCUGGGGUGAAAAUCACAACCUGAACAUACGGAAACUAAAAGUUAUUUAAAUUGGUAAAUUUAUACUAUCUUUAUUACAGCUUUUCUGGUGCCACUUUCAACAGUAGAAUGAUUAACAUGACUUUUUUUUUUGAAACGGAAAUGCAAUUUUUUUUUUUCAAGUCAAAAGCCAUUAGUCAGAAAGCAAAGAAUGCUGCGAUAUGUGGUGGUCGGCUGGGAGUGGGGGAGAGAGAGAAGAGAAGGGGUUCCUUGGCCAGCAGCCUCAGUGAACCGACCCUCCCUCCCUUCACGGCAUCCCGUCUCACCCACUUUCGUGACCCCUAAGGUUCAGAAAGCCAAUAAUAACAAGAGCUUACUAAAGUGGCAUAAGUGACACAGUACACAGAUCGUGUAGUUUUUCAACUGAGCAGAAGUUCAGGAGGCAGUAAUUAACAGCAGUCUUAAUGUGGCAUAAGUGAUGCAGUUACGAGGCAGAGCAUAUGGUUUUUUUAAUUAAGCAGUUCCCAUCGUUGUUAAUUCAUAUCUUCCAAUGGCAAGAUACAAGUUUAGGUUCAGCAUUUUCUGUAAACAUCAUUGCAUUAUAUUCAGGUAUGGUACAUUCCAUAUACCUCCAAACAUUGCAGCUGUAGUCAAUAGUAUUAAGGUCUUAGGAAAGAAAAUCCACCAACCUCCAGUAAUUAUGAGCACUUCGACUCUGUCCAUUUUACAUAAUGAAAAGUAGCUGACAAGAGACAUACCUCUUGUGAUUUUUGAUUAAAUGUAAAAUAGGUUUAUAUUUUAAUUUGAAGCCUACUAAAAUUCUAAAUUUUUAAAUCUGUACGAACAAUAGAGCCAUAUGGUCUUGAAAUCCGGAAUUUAUUGAAUGCCAGUGAGCUGAAUAUUUCCUUUGUAUUUUUUCAAAACUUUGUCAUCACCCAAAACAACAACAUAGGUUUAUUACAAAACUUUAAAAUACUUUUUUUUUUGCUCUUGUUUUACAUAAUAUAUUUGAUAUAAUAAACUUAAGUCUGCAGUAAAGACAGAUAAUCACAGUACUGACUUGUGUAUAAAACUUUCAUUGUAGAAAAAUAAUGAAUGUUAUAAGAAUUCAACUUGACUAAUUUUUUCUUUCAUGCAAAAAUUUAUUGCCUUGGGCACCACAAAACCUUUUAUCUCCAAGUCACUUUUCAGCCAUUAUUCCAUUUGGAUUGUUAGCUAUCAGUGGUAGAAAACUACUAUAGUCAAAUAUUGAUACUGACAGAUGCAAUAAGUUAUUUGUAAAUGCAUGGAUGAGUUCUGCUUCAGAGGCGAAUCCAAAAAGGAGAGGGUGUGAGGCAUGGGGGCAUAUGUUCACUCCCUUCUCUCCCGAAGGAUAAAUAUGCACCGGAUAAUAUGACUUCUGAAGUAUUAAACAGGUAUUAUACUAGGUCCAGACUACCGGUGGUCCCCCCCCCCCCCCCUUUUUUUUUCCGUCACAGAAGUCAAACCUGGAUCAGCCGCUGUUCUGCUUGUGUGUGAAUGAAGUGAUUUCCUAAGUCAUUGUCAAAUGUAUACUAUGUAAGUAAUUACUGUUAUAGGCUUGUGCAUAUACCGUAUAUACUCGUGUAUAGCGCGCCCUUUUUUCCCCUCAAGUAAAGGAAAAAAAUAAAGAUGCGCGCUAUACACGGAAAAAAAAAGUGUGAAGGUGGGAGGCGGGGAGGAGUGGAAGUCGUUAACUGCCGGGUGACGGGGUGACGUUUCUGGCCAGCCCCCACACAUCCGCACAAGCAACAAGGCCUCUCUUUCACACACACACGCACACACACUCACAACCUGGUCUCUCGCGCGCGCAAGCUCGCACAUCAUGGUCUCUUGUUUAUUUUUAGACCUCCCCCUUUUCAGAUAGCCAGCUCAGAAGCUAGUAAAAAAAAAGAGAGAGAAUGUUGUCGCCAGUUCCCCCCCCCCCCCCCCACCUGGCCCCCUUUCUUCGCUUUCUCCAUUCCUCGUCUCAGCAGCGACCGGUGAGUCAUCUAGUUCUCCGCGCCAGCUCAGAAACGUAGCGCGGCACGCCUGCCUCCCUCCUUCCUCCCACGUACCAGUUGUGACGAUACAGCGCUUCAUUAUCUUCCGUCUACACAGCAGAGUUUAAGUAUUUUCCUGACGCAUCACCACACAUCGAUUUAAAUAAUCAGGUACCACAAAAUGUUAGUAAAAUUUAUUUAUGGGAAAAAAAAUUUCAAUUUUUUUUCCUUUGGAAUUUGUUGCAAAAAUCGUGGUGCGCACUAUACACGAGGGCGCGCUAUACACGAGUAAAUACGGUAUGUGUGAGUGAACUACAUACUGUCUCAUCUAACUUGUCUCAAUUAUGACAGUUCUCAAAGUAGUGCCAAUGGUCUACAUAUCCUUCCAUCACUGUUGUUCUGUUGACAUUGUUUGUAAACAACCUCAUGCGUUUAUCAGUGUUUGUACACAAAUAUCACGUGUUUCUUUGCAAGCAACAGUUUGGAAACAGGUAAUACUGGUACUACCUUUUGAGAACUCCAAUUUGAGACAUGUUACAUGGCACAAUGUAAAUUUAGCCUAGUUUAUAGUAGUGUAUGCUUUUAAUUUGUAUCAUCAAUAUGUAUUUAACUGUUCUAAAAUAUGCUUUCUUUGAUUAUUUUAUAAAAUAAUACAAAAACCUUGAAUCUGAAAUUAGAGCUUACUAACUUGCCAGUUUUUAGAGGUAAUUAUGUUGUAUGGUAAGAAAGACAAUAAUGUUCGCAGAACUUCUUAAAAAAAUUCUUGUACAAAAAAUUAAAAGCAAAUGACAAAUUUGGUGUUAUCAACAUCACCAAGCUUUUAGGUAUGAAUAAUUGUGAUGGAAUGUAACUUAAAUCACUAGAUUGAGAACUAUGUAUAUUUCAUAGUUAAAUUUAAAGAAUAAAACACACCCUAGUGAACAACUGUUUCCUCCAUUGUGUCAAAUCAUACUAAUUCUCUUGUGUACAAAACUAAAUCAUCCAUGUACCUAAGCUUUGUUGCCCCAUUUUGUUAGUAUUUUUGAUAGAACGUGAUGUGCUGGUCGCAAAUUCACAUGACUGUACUUAUACACUCAUUGGACAAAUUACUAUGUUAAAGAUAGUGUCCAGUGUUAGUGUUAUUUUAUUAGAGAAUUCCUGUAAUUUGUAGCUUGACUGUUUGUUAUUUGCAAGCAAGCUAGGAAGUUGAGUUACUUAUUCUGAGUGUCUUUUAAAUUUAACUUAUAUUUUUAUUAGUUCUGUAUAAAAUAUUUUAAAAUUAUUUUUUCAUGGCUUUUACUUAGUAGUUGUGCUGCUGGGUUGAACAAAAACUGCUUUUAAUAAUAUGUUGGUUUUUCUAAUUUGAACUAUAUUUAUGAGAAACUGAAAAUGAAGGAUUUUAUAGGAAAAAGCACAAAAAUAUGUGGCCUUUUAUGCUGAGAAAAAAAUAAAACUUCAAUAUCCAUAAACAAAAUUUGAAGGUUUAUUUUCUGCACCUUAGAUUACAGUGUGUAAGUUCUUGUUUUUGCCUUGGUACAUUAUUAGCUAAUGCCAAAUACUGUAGAACUCAAUACCGGACACUCUUAUAGAAAUUGUUGAAACCACUGUGAUCAGUGAUCCUAACGAGAGUUGUUAGGUACUUGGGAUUGAAGGGAUUUGUUAUGGUUAUGAAUUUUUGGUAAAUAUUAAAACAUUUAGAGUAUAUUUGUGCAAACAAAAAUGAAGACAAAUUUAUAUGGCUCCAAAGUGUCUACUUAAUAUAUCAAUAUUUGCAUAAUGAAGAAUAAUGUGUGAUAAUUUGACCUUUUUUCGAGUUUGUGAUCUCGGAAUGUUUACCAUGAUGUUAAAUCAGUGUUGAAAUCAGUUGGAAUAUACUUAUAAUGGAUCUGAUGCACUGCAAAACUAACAUGAUAUGUGCUGUUUAUGGGCGUAAUAGUUACAGAGUGCAAAAGAAUGCAAAAUCAUUCUAUUAAUUUCCAAAAACUGACAUGCUUGCAAACCUAGCUCACUCUGUAAUGUUUUCCUUGGAAAAGUAUUAAAUAAUUUGAAGUGCCUGUUGAUCAUAAAAACAUUAAAUAAUUAAUGAAGAUUUGAAAAAUAAAUGAUUAAAUAUGUAAUUAACAAUGAUUUGAAAAAUAAAUAUGUGUUUAUUUUUCAGGUAUCACUGUUUCCAUUAAGCAUUAUGCCAAAAAGUUUAUGAAUAGUUAUGUUAAAAACAAAUUACAGGAAGCUUUUAUUGGUUACAAUCCUACACACACUUUUAACAAUA